AUGAAUUUAUUAUUCAUAAUAUCUAUUUUAUUCUCGUCAUUCUUUUCAAAUAUAAUUCUAUUACCGUUACCAUUCAAUCAAUAUGCUUAUAUGCUUGCACGAGAAACAAUCAAACAACAUGAUAGAUCUAUACAAGCUCAGAAUAAAUUAAAUUCAAAAGAAAAAGUCGUUAAUUUAUAUUUACAAUUAUUACAAGGUAAAGAGUACGUUAAUACUAAAAAGUAUUUUUAUCCAUCACGUCCAAUUGAAACAGAACUUGAAAAUAUAACAAAAAGUUCAUUUUAUCAAUUUUUAAAAUUAUUACCUAAAGGAGGAAAUUUACAUUUACAUGAAACUCAAAUUCUUGAUCGAAAAGUAUUGCUUGAAUCUAUAAAAAAUUCUCCGGAAUAUGAUUUAUUAUAUAUUUGUGAUCAAAAUGAUUGUAUAAAAAAUAAAUAUUAUUUAAAUUAUUAUAAAAACAAUGUUCCUUCUGGUUGGACAAAAGUAAAAGAUUCUAAUUGGACUAUUUCAAAUAUUAUUAAGAAAACAACUUUAAUUGGAAUUUUAAACGAUCUUAAAACACCAAUAUAUUCUACUGAUGCAGAAGCUCGAUGGAAUUUAGCUGAUCAACAUGGAGUUUUUAAUUUUUAUAGGGAUUUAUUAAGAUAUAAUGUUACAAGAUUUAAUUAUAUGAAAUUAGUUUUAGAUCAUGCACUUGAAGAAAAUAUUCAAUUAUUAGAAUCUCGAACAGGAUUUUUUGGAAAUUUAUUUUAUUUUGAUGAAAAUGGUUUAAGAAUAACAAUGAAUGCAACGGAAGAAUUAGAUUUAUUAUUGAAAUUUAGAAAAGAUUAUAUAUCAAAAAAUCCUAAAUUCAUUGAUUUUAUAUUUUUUAUUAGUAGUGUAAGACUAUUAUCAAAAGAACAAAUAAAAAAUCAUAUUAAUAAUUUAAUUAAUCUUCAACGUUCAUAUCCAGAUCUUAUUCGUGGAUAUGAUAUGGUCGGUGAAGAAGAUCAAGGUCAUACAAUUUUAUUUCACAGUGAUAGUCUUAUGAAUGCAUUCGAUCAUUCAA
This is a messenger RNA of Rotaria sp. Silwood2, 1048 nucleotides long. The record is from the annotation of a GenBank genome assembly. Lineage: Eukaryota; Metazoa; Rotifera; Eurotatoria; Philodinida; Philodinidae.